Molecule: messenger RNA, 425 nt
Organism: Xiphophorus maculatus (southern platyfish)
Lineage: Eukaryota; Metazoa; Chordata; Actinopteri; Cyprinodontiformes; Poeciliidae
Product: pectinesterase inhibitor 10-like
Exons: 4
Coding region: 150-425 (91 amino acids)
Source: RefSeq, a predicted model, not a curated record
GCUCACACACACACCUCACACACUCUGCUCACACACACACACACUCACUGCUCACACACACACCUCACACUCUCUCCAGCCGCUCGCCUCUCCGGCUGCAGGACGCCGUCGCUGUGAGGAGCCGCCGCCUCUCAACCAGUCACGCCACCAUGAGGUCUGUGGGAGGCCCUUCCUCGCCCGUCUCCUCUUCCUCAGAGGAAGCUCCGCCCCCGCUCUUCUCCAUCACCAGCCGGCGGCUCCAGGACGAGUUUCUGAAAGAGCGCCUGAGGAGGCUGGAGUCCCGGAGCGACGCCUCCUCCACGCUAAGCUCCUCCCCCUCCUCCGGAAGCCCCGCCUCCCCGGCUGCCUCCCCACUACGCUCCCCCUCCCCGCAGGCUCCGCCCCCUCCCUCCCCCUGCUCCCCCGGAACCCCGCCUCCCCGCUGA